Molecule: messenger RNA, 2520 nt
Organism: Maudiozyma barnettii
Lineage: Eukaryota; Fungi; Ascomycota; Saccharomycetes; Saccharomycetales; Saccharomycetaceae
Gene: CWH41
Product: mannosyl-oligosaccharide glucosidase
Exons: 1
Coding region: 1-2520 (839 amino acids)
Biological process (GO): protein N-linked glycosylation; oligosaccharide metabolic process
Cellular component (GO): endoplasmic reticulum membrane
Molecular function (GO): Glc3Man9GlcNAc2 oligosaccharide glucosidase activity
Source: RefSeq, a predicted model, not a curated record
AUGUUGUUUGGGGCAAGUAACCUUACUUUGUUUCUGAUGCUUAUUGCAUCAUGUUUUGCCAAAGAAACGACACAGGAGUCAUUCUCUUCCAAGGAAACACAAGAGCAAACAUUUGAAACGAAUACCAAUAGCGAAUUGUUAUGGGCACCAUACCGUUCUAAUUGUUAUUUCGGUAUCAGACCACGUUUUGUAGAUGCGACACCCUUUAUCUUUGGGUUAAUGUGGUUUGACACGACUAAAUUCGACUCUAUGACUAGAUUAAGACAUUUUGUUAGUGAUGAAGACCACUUGGAAAGAUUUACAUGGGAAGCGUACGACCCAAGACUAGGUGGUAGAGAAAAUAUUAUUGAUCCAGAAAAUAAUUUGAAUUUGACUAUUCAUUUUGCCAAGACACACGAUGAUCAAAACUGGGUUGUCAGAGUCAAUGGUAAACCUUUAGAUCCAACUUUAAACACUACUACAUCUGUCAUCCUAUACAUGAACCAAAAUAUCGGUAAAGACCCUGAAGGUCCAUCUAGAUUGAUGCAUAUUGAUAACGGCAAUGAACAAAAUGAAAACACUUUUGAAUUUACAGGAUAUUCCGAAGAUCUAGGCAAAUACGAAGUAUUAAUCAACGACAACUACGGUAAUUACUAUACAAAUGAUACAUUGGACAGUGUCGAAGUUGUUCCUGGUUGUAAUGCCUCCAGAACUAGUCACGUUGGUUUGACUAUCCCAGAUACUGAGGUCUGGAGAGCAAGAGAUAUUUUCCAAUCUUUAUUAACUGACUCUAUUAAGGAUAUUGUAAAGGAACUUGGUGAAACCAUUGAGCCUGGUCUAGUUCCAAGUGUUCUAACUUUAAGAAACCUUCAUGAGUUCGACCAAGGUAACUUCCACUACAUCCAAAAGACCUUUAGUAUGCGAGAGGAGAAAGGGUUUGAAUUCGAUGUAGUUUACAAUAAUUUGGAUUCAACUCAAACCAUCGAUUCUGGUAAAGAAGCAACCAAAUUGAUUAAUGAUGCAAUCUAUGAGAUUAAUGUCAGAUUCGAUAAUCAUUUUGAUAUCGAAGAUGUCGCCAACACCGGUGACAAGAGAAAAUUCGCUAUGGAAGUUUUAGCCAAUUUGUUAGGUGGUAUUGGAUAUUUCCACGGUUCUCAAAUGAUUGAUCGUGAAACUGUCUUAGAUGAAACCCAUUUCGAAUCAAUUAAAUUUGAACAUUUCAGAGAAGAAGGUCCAUAUAGUUUAUUUACCAGUGUUCCAAGUAGGGGAUUUUUUCCUCGUGGGUUUUAUUGGGAUGAAGGUUUCCAUCUUUUACAAAUUAUGGAAUAUGAUUUCGAUUUAGCUUUCCAAAUCGCGGUUAGUUGGUUCCAAUUGAUUGAUGAAAACGGGUGGGUUGCCCGUGAAGUAAUUUUGGGUCCUGAAGCAAGAAGUAAAGUUCCUCAGGAAUUCACUAUUCAAAGUCCUCAAAUCGCUAAUCCACCCACUUUAUUACUUGCCUUGAGUGAAAUGCUUACUAAAUUAAUUGAAAAGGAAAAUGAACCCGGAUUCUCUCAUUCUGUUGUUGAUGCUGAACAAGAAGAAGGCAUCUCAUCCCAAUUGGGUUCCAAUUUCGAAUACAUUCUUAAAUAUAGUAAGAUUAUUUAUCCACAUUUAAAAAACCAUUUCAAAUGGUUCACAGAUACUCAAAAGGGGUCAAUUGAAGAAUACUUCGAAGAUAUGGAAGAAGAUGAACAAUUCCAACAAGUGCAUCAGGACUUUGUCUAUAGAUGGUUGGGUCGUACCGUGACUCAUUGUCUACCAAGUGGGUUAGAUGAUUACCCAAGAGCGGAAUAUCCAGAUGUGGCUGAAUUGAAUGUGGAUACAUUAGCCUGGGUUGGUACUAUGGCUAGAUCCAUGAAAAACAUUGCACAUAUUUUAGGUUUGGAGAAAGAUGAAACCCAGUAUGCUGAAAUAGAAAGGAAAAUCGUAGAAAACUUAGAUUUGUUGCAUUGGGAUCCAAAGACUGAGACAUACUGUGACGUCACUCUAGAUUCUGAAGGUGAUGAUGAAAUGGAACGUGUAUGCCAUGAAGGUUAUGUUUCUUUACUUCCAUUUGCAUUAAAGUUAAUGCCAAGAGACUCUCCAAAGCUUAAGAGCCUAUUGACUCUAAUGAGUGACCCAGAUAAACUCUUUUCCCCAUUCGGUUUACGUUCAUUAUCUAAACAAGAUGAAUAUUUUGGUGCAGGUGAAAACUACUGGAGAGGUAAAAUCUGGAUGAAUAUAAAUUACUUAUGUCUAGAAGCCAUCGAGCAUUAUUUCCCUGAAGUGAUUGCUGGGUCUCAUGAAACCAGCGAACUGCAUGAUAAACAAGUGAGUAACAUGGCUAAGAAACUAUACACUACUUUAAGAGAAAACCUAAUCAAUAAUGUCUAUGGUAAUUGGAACGAGACUAAUUACGUAUAUGAAAACUAUGACCCGGUAGAUGGCCACGGUACUGGAUCAGUGCAAUUCACUGGUUGGACAUCAUUGAUUGUCAACAUACUGAGACAUCAAGGUGUGUAG